GGAGCAAACCCAGCGCUCUAACCUCCAAAAAGAAAUUGGGAUUAAAGUUUUCACCCCUCACGUGUCGCGCCAAUUUGAAUGUUCCGGGGCAUUCGCACUCGAUCGAUUGAUUCUAUUGAUUUUUACGGAGGUAGAUGAGAUAAAAUAGUCGAAAUAAAUUGGAUAAAGUAUAUGGAAUAAAUUGGAUGAAAUAGAUUAAAGGGAAUCAAGUCAGAUAAACGGAACCAAUAAACUUGAGUAAAAUUAAUCAGUGCUGAAGUGAACAGAUUAAUCGUGUUGUGCAUCAGUUGAACAUUAAUUCCUCAUCUCGAGGCGGGAAAAAAAAAACCAAUUGCGGCUUUUUCAGUACAACCCACCCGGUCACAUUUAUGGGGGUGGUAGGCGGAGAGUGCGCCGUCAAAGGUACCGGCGGCAAAAGCCAUUCCUGUCACUGCUGCAGUCGUGUAACAAGUGACGUUGGACCGAGCGUUUUAUUAUCACAACAUAAUCGAGGAAAUUAUCGUGUUGAUAAGGAGGGCUUCGAGGGGGAUUUACCGAGUCCAAGUGGCAAAAACACCGGGGGUGACAGUCAUAUUCUGGCGCCGUUGAGGAGCAAGAUGAGGGUGCUGAAGAAGUUGAAGAAGAAAAUGGGAUUAGCACCAAGAUCAUCGAGCGCAGGCACAAACAACCUGCCUCCCCUGACAUUUCACCAUCAAGUGCACGGGGAUAACAUCACCCUGUGCAAUGGUGGCACUAUAGCGAGGAGACACGAGAGUUUCUGCAAAGGAAUAACGUUCAGCACUCGGCCUGUUCGCAUCGGUGAAAAGGUCUGUGUAAAGUUCCUGGAAAUGUCCAACAACUGGUCCGGAGUGAUAAGGUUUGGCUUCACAAGCAACGACCCAAUUCACUUGCGAAAUGGUCUUCCAAAAUUCGCAUGUCCCGAUUUAACGAACAAACCCGGCUACUGGGCAAAAGCCCUUGCCGAGAGAUUUGCCGCCCACGACACAGUUCUAUUCUACUACGUAACAUCAGCCGGUGACGUGCAUUUCGGUGUUAAUGGUGAGGAAAAAGGUGUUUUCUUCGGUGGUGUGGAGACACGUGGACCCCUGUGGGCUGUUAUCGAUGUUUAUGGCAACAGUACAGCCAUUGAGCUUGUGGAUCCCAACAGACAGCACUUCAACAACAUUCGCAGAGGGGCUGAACACAGUAAUGAGGAUAAUGCACAGCCCAGCAGGCACACUGCCAUGGAUGAUGCCAGCAAUGCCGGAAGGGAUGUUGUCGAGAGAAUUAUUGUACCGUCAAUGCAGAAUGUCUGUAUACACCAUGAGCCUGAUGUCGAGCUGCCUGGACUCAGGUUUCAACCGCCUGGUGUACUUUUCGCACCUCUACCCUUUCAUCCUGUUCGUGGCCGGAACAUAAGAUUCAGCAACCAGCAGUGCGUGGCAACGCGUUCUGACACAGAAUUCUGUCACGGUUAUGCCUUCACCAGCCGGCCCCUGCUCCUGGGUGAGCGCCUAGUCGUCCAGGUGUUGUCCACCGAGCCGAUGUACGUGGGCGCUCUAGCCCUGGGUUUGACCUCCUGCGACCCAUCCCGCCUGAGCCCGGAGGACCUGCCCGACGACAGCGAUCUCCUCCUGGACCGUCCCGAGUACUGGGUGGUGUCGAAGGACGUCGCCAGCAGUCCCCAACCAGGCGACGAGAUCGCCUUCACCGUCACCCACUACGGAGAGGUCCAGAUGAGCAAGAAUGGAGGCCCCCCCAAUGUAGUGAUGCACGUGGACGAGAGCCUCCAGUUGUGGGCGUUUGUGGACGUCUAUGGGAGCACCCAGAGGGUGCGAAUGCUGGCGAGUCGUCCAACGUCACCCCCUAGACAACGGCAGAUCGUUAAUUCAACUCCAGCCCCUGUGCAACAGCAAUCCAAUCACUCAAAUGCUGCCACUGAGCUGUCCAGGUUCUCGGAAAUGGUGCAGUUUAAACCCACUGUUGGAGGUGGUACUGUUCUCGUUGUUAAUCUUCCACCACAGCCUGGGUAUCCACCGGCCACUCCUCAGCCUAUUUAUGGAACAACUGGGGUCAGGAACUCACCCAGUUUUCACUCACCAGCACCCUCGGCAGCGCCAGUUCCAGCAGUUGAUACUGCAGUUGCUUCUCCCGUCUCCCAUCAUCCUGGAAGGCAGAGCACGUCUCCACCACUGCUCACAGGCACCAUGAGCAGCACCGGCUCCUCGACGUACGUCGACCCAGUGAAUUACCAGAGCAUUGACACCUCGACUCUCUCAUCGUCUCAGUCCUCUCAUCUUCAACAGUGGAGUGAGAGGCUUCAGCCCACCCCUGGACAGCCCAGCGAGUGCUCAAUCUGCUACGAGAGGAACAUCGACAGUGUCCUCUACAUGUGUGGGCACAUGUGCAUGUGCUAUCCUUGCGCCAUUCAGCAGUGGAGGGGCAAAGGGGGAGGACACUGUCCUCUCUGUCGUGCACCCAUCAGGGAUGUCAUCAGAACCUACAGAUCUUGAAGAACUGGGGAAUUUCUCUGAGAAUGUCUGAUGGUGUCUGGUGGAAUUCUUUUCUCAAGGCUUUUUCGCGCCGGCGCG
This is a messenger RNA of Diachasma alloeum, 2570 nucleotides long. It is a transcript of the gene neur, whose product is annotated as protein neuralized. Gene Ontology annotation, molecular function: ubiquitin protein ligase activity. NCBI's taxonomy places the organism in Eukaryota, Metazoa, Arthropoda, Insecta, Hymenoptera, Braconidae. The record is from RefSeq and is a predicted model, not a curated record. The transcript is spliced from 5 exons. The coding region runs from base 369 to 2492 and encodes 707 amino acids.